Molecule: messenger RNA, 279 nt
Organism: Exophiala aquamarina CBS 119918
Lineage: Eukaryota; Fungi; Ascomycota; Eurotiomycetes; Chaetothyriales; Herpotrichiellaceae
Product: ribosomal protein L37ae
Exons: 3
Coding region: 1-279 (92 amino acids)
Biological process (GO): translation
Cellular component (GO): ribosome
Molecular function (GO): structural constituent of ribosome
Source: RefSeq, a predicted model, not a curated record
AUGACGAAACGCACGAAGAAGGUCGGUGUGACCGGUAAAUACGGCACUCGUUAUGGUGCUUCCCUCCGAAAGCAAGUCAAGAAGAUGGAAAUCACCCAACACGCCCGAUAUAUCUGCACCUUCUGCGGAAAGAACAGCGUCAAGAGACACUCAGUUGGAAUCUGGAACUGCAAGGGCUGCGGAAAGACAGUUGCUGGCGGCGCAUGGACAGUUUCCACCCCAGCUGCCGCUGCCACAAGAUCGACGAUUCGACGACUGAGAGAAAUUGCCGAGGUGUAA